Messenger RNA from Cuscuta campestris, 1983 nucleotides. Lineage: Eukaryota; Viridiplantae; Streptophyta; Magnoliopsida; Solanales; Convolvulaceae. The record is from the annotation of a GenBank genome assembly.
UUUCGCAAUUCAGUUCCUCAGAGCUUUCACCGGUCAAGCUUCCUUCUCACUAUCCAGCCCUCCGAGUCAAGUGAGUUUCCCCUUCCAUCUCUACUCUCUUUCCCGGUCAUGUCGUCUCUUAGCGGUAGGGUUUCUUCCUCAGAGGGCUGCUCCUCUGAGGACUCCAACUCAUCUUCCUCGACCGGGUCUUCUUCCCCUGACUCCACGCCCGGUCAGGUUCCCAACUCCAUUCCCGACCCGCAACCUGUUAAUCAGGUGCCCGGUGAUGUUUUCAUGGGGAGGGAUGACCCGGUUGAUGACGAACCGGGUCCCUAUGACCCUGAAAACGAAACCCGGGAUGCGUGGGAGGAGCGGCUUCACGCUGCCGGUUACUUUCCGCUCCCCACCUUCUACGUCCUUGACAUCCCCUCCCACGUAUCCAAAAUCGCCUUGAAUAAAAUUCGUAGGAGGCUCCCGGAUGGGUAUACCCUCUUGUAUGAACCUAACUGGCCCAACAUUGUUGAACCCCACCGGGAGGAUAGGAUAGGGUUCCACACCAUAUCACUGGACGCGGGCAUCGUCUUUCCCCUUCGCCCCCUCCUAACUGAAGUCUGCCAUGCGUUUAGGAUUUUGCCCGGUCAGAUAACUCCUAACGCUCACCGGUAUCUCCAUUCCUUUAUAAAUAUUUGCUCCCAUCACAAAAUUGAGCCCUCCUUGCGUCUUUUUCUUUUCUGUUUUGAGGUCCUACCGGGCGGAACCGGCUGCGAAGGCUUCGUGUACUUCAAAGGUCGAACCGGUAGGAAAUUUAUCUCUGACGUCCCCCAAAGUAACCGGGGAUGGAAAGAAAAGUUUGUCUUCAUUGAGUUUCCUCCUUUUGUCACUCCUUUUGCCGGUUUAAAAUGGAACGACCACCUUCUUAACCAUGAGUACGCCACACCGGCCACCUCCCCUGACUUGGAAGCGAGUGUGGAAAUCCUUAUUCGUGGUGAUCCAUUCACCGGGAGGAAGUAUAAUUAUGGAAGCUGGGUCUGGAGGGUUGAAUCGGGUGGUGAGGGUACCGCCCAGGCUCAUGACGCAGCGGGGCGCGGGACAUGGAGUUCGAGGAGUAUGGCAUGCCCGAAGAUAAGCCAGAAGGAGAGACCGGUGGUUCUUAGACUGGGGAAGGACAAAGAAAAGACCGGGCGUCGUCAAAAGAAGGUGGCCACAACCCACCCCUUUUAUGCCAAGAAAAGGGCGAGGUCGGAUUCUGAGCCGGCCUCCCAGACCAUUGAAGAGGCUUUUGUCAACCUGGGCCUGAGGCUGAAGGAGAAAGGGGAAAUCGGGCCCCAUGCAGUUGAACAGCUGGGGAUGGGAUCUCCUUCGGAGAUUGCCCGGCUAAGGAAGGAAAAAGAGGAGAUGAACCUGAUUUUGAAGAAUCAGGCAGAUGAGCUGAUCCGUCUGUCUGGUAUGGCCGGGACAAUGAAGGCGGAGAUCUCCCAGCUGAAGGAGGAGAACGGCCGGCUUAUGGAGGAAGUUUCUGAGGCCAAGAGGGAAAUGGCAGAGAAGGAAGAAACCUUCCCCGGGCGCGCAGCCGCCUGGGUUGAAGAGAACAAAGCCGAUGUUGCCCGGGUGAUGACGGCGACGCCGGAGGCGACCAGGGAAUCCUUCAAGUUCCUAUACCGGGAACCUGAAGGGAAAAAAAUGAUCACCGCCAUCGGAUCCUUUGGGUUCAAGAGUGGUCAAAAAAAGGACCGGAUUGCCUCUCAUCGGGUACUACUCAAAAGAGACCCGGGCUUCAGUGCUGCAUCCUACGGCUUGGCCCCCAUUCCUGAGGAAGAGCCCACUCCCCCUUUCCCUCUUGAGUAAAACUCCCCGGCUCAGACCGGUUGUUUUGUAAACUUGAAACUUCCUUCAUUUCCCCGGGAAUGACCGGUGUAGCUGUAAAACACUUAACAUUCCUAUUUUCUCUGAAUGCAUGUUUGUUUUUUGUACCGGUUAAUCUUUCAUAUCUGCUUGCUUCAUGAU